Molecule: messenger RNA, 3656 nt
Organism: Octopus bimaculoides (California two-spot octopus)
Lineage: Eukaryota; Metazoa; Mollusca; Cephalopoda; Octopoda; Octopodidae
Source: RefSeq, a predicted model, not a curated record
CUCUCACAGGUCUGGUCGCUGACCACACAUACAGAACACAGCUACAGCUGUGUUGGUAUAUUAAUCAACUAGGGACAGACUAAUUAAUGAAGCAAUCACUCUAUGUCACCGACAAAUAAUAACUAUUUUAGAAACGUUAUGAAAAAAUACCUUCAGCGUUCUGCAAGAGAAACAGAACAAGCUGGGACGCUUAAGUUCAUAUCAGAUCCUAUUAAACGCACAUAGACUUGGGCAGAACAAUUUUAGUUCUUCAAAGUGAAAUAUUGGAUCACUGAAGAUGCACAAUCAAUUCAUAGUCAGUGCUAAUGCUCUUUCUUUCUCCCCAUCUAUGUGUGUGUGUAUACACACACACACACACACACGCGUUUGUUUUUCUUGUUUGCAUCACCAAGCCUAUAUAUGUAUGCAUACAUACAUAUACACACGCGCGAGUUAUUUCGAAUAAUUGAAUCUGAGACGUGAUAACUCCAAAACUCAAAAUAAAAUUCUAAAAUGAUGGGAAAACAUAUGUUUAGCGCUGAGGUAGGUUCGAUUUCUGCAAAGCAAGCGCGCAAGUUUUUUCGUCAGCCAGUUUCAAUAAACAAGACAUCAGAAAUUGCACGACACUACCACAUAAGAACGCAGUUUCCGAAUGAACGAAAAAUUAUUUUGGACUUGCUAACCGCUUUCAUUUGAUAUUUAGUUUUAUUUCUGAAUGAAGCACAUGGGCAAUAAUAUUUGAAUUACUAUAAUGGCUUGUCAGUUGCAAGAUAAUUCCAUUUUUUGUGGAACUACUUCAAACCAAACACGUACCAUAUCUAAUUCGUAAAGAAAUUUUUUAAAAGAAAAGAAAACAGACUGAAAGUGAAAUAACCCCCGGAGAUGCUUUUCUCCGUGUAGAAACUGCAGGAGCUACUCAGAGGUUUUGCAAGUUCAAAAUCAAUAGCAAUGUUAGAAACCCUUCCGUAUCAUCAGCAGAUAUCUCAAGGUCACAAGCGUUUCGCCCCUUAGCCUAUAUGCUUCGAGGACUGAAUUGGUCUUCGCCUGUGAAAGGGUUCCACUUGCGGUCACGUAUCAACUAUAGCCACGUUGAUUCAGCUGCCAUGCCUUGGUAGCGUUCUUCAAUCGAUUGGGUUUCAGACUAAUCUUCUGCAGGAAACAGCGCAUCGAUCUUGCUGGAAAGCUGCAGCAGUCGACUUCAAUAGGGAAUGAAGCCGUGUGCCAUCACUUGACAAGGCUCUCGUUGAUCAAGUUGUAAAAUGCUGAUCAACCAAAGAGGCGCGUUAAAUUAAUUCUUUUGUAGAACGUGUCGUUUAAAAGUCGUCUGUUUGCAGUGUUUUUUUGUUUUUCACGGUGGAACAUCAAACGAUUCGAACCAUUUAAUCAAACAUCUCAUUUUCAUUGAAACCACACAGAAACACCUUUUUAACCAAAUCGUCUCACCAUGAACGGGGUGUGCACUCAGAGUAAAGAAAGUUUACCUGUUAUUGAGGAAGUCUCUCAACUGAAUGAACCAAAAGUAGAUGAAAUUGAAGAAUUGAAAGAAAUGCUUAAACUGAGUCAAGCUGAAACUGGAAGAGUUCUUGAACAAUUAAAUAACCUAAUUCUCCUUAUAAAAUUGUCUUGGAAUGGCGAUGUUGAAGCCACUACUCAUAUUUCAAAGAUUAUUGGAAGAGAAAAUACACUUAAUGGAAGAUGGCCAGAUCAAAAAUCAUUGCAAGUACUAAAGAACUGGGAAACAAUCACACAAUUGCUGUUACAUAAAAAUGAAAAGGAAGAUGGAAAGAAAAUCAAAACAAAGCAACUUGAACAUUUGCAACAGAGAUAUGACUUCUUUCAGAACACAAUGUUGGAUCAUCAGCAGCUAAUAAGGCAAUUUGGCUGUUGUAAACCUUUGAAAUCAGUAUCAAGGAAAAGUUCUUGUAAUCAACAACAAUCCAAGGAUUUGAAACAAAACAGAAUGAAUGAAGUAGAUUCAAAACCAUUAACUACAGACAUUAACAAUCUAGUUUUGGAAAAUCUCUCAAUACAGCCUGCACCUUCCAUUAAAGAAGUACCUGUUACCAACUGUAAAAAUUUGACAAAUAUCUACCGUAUAAAGCUGAGACGUCCUGUCAGUGCAGUUGUUCCAAGGAAACAAUUUAUAAAGAAUACCAACAGACCAAAGAGUGCAGUUUUCCUUGGACAUAAACAAAAGGAAAAGCAUGAAAACAACAACCCUUAUAUCAACAAAAAGUUCCAAAAUAGUAAUUCUAUCAUGGUACCAAGAACAUCACCAGUGGAGAGACAAGUUGAGCAGAAGCAGAGUUUUAGUGUCAAGGAGCCAAACCAAAGAACGUCUAUUGCAAUUAACCCAUACACUAUAGUGUUUCAUGCAGAAUCUUUUAUCAGUGCAAGGAAACCUUUUCUAAAUGGACAUUUGAUGGGAAAACAAACACAUGAAAUAUUGGAACAAUUGGAAAAUAGUCAAGUCUCAUAGUUGUUUCAUGCACUGAAAAUAUUUGAUAUUAGUGGUUUCAUUGUUAAGAAGCACUUUAUAUUUAUUAAUUUUUGGAUUCAUAUAUAUAUAUAUAUAUCUUCGAAACGCCGGUGUUAAAACGGAGGUAGCUGAUGAAGUAGAAUGUUCUCUAUGUGGAUUGUGUGUUUUCUCGUCUCUGUUUUGUUUGCAAUGUCCUGUACCCAGAUAUGCACCUAUACAUACAGGUGGAUGUCGGUAUGCACAUACCUGUACGUAUAUAUGCAUAUACUCAUUUACUAUUUGUUUAUAUAUAUAUAUAUAUAUCAGUGGCGUGCAGUCUCAGACAUGCAAGCUAUGCGCUGCAUGGCUUGUUAUAUAAUCGGAAAAUUAGAUAAAAUAGUUACUUUCUUGCAAAAAAUAAUCCGUCCAGUUUUCGAAAUAUUCUGUCUCCCCUUCCCCUCUCUCAGUGACUAGUAAAAGCUUUGAGAAUCCAGCAUAUAGACACUCCCUAACUCCCUAUCUAUGUUAGUUUGUCCUUCCUUCCUUCUCCUCUCUCUCUCUCUCUUAGUGACCUGUCAAAAAAUAUGCUAGGACCGAUCUCCCCUUCCCCUCUCUCAGUGACUAGAAAAAGCUUUGAGAAGGGUAUGCAAUGAGAAUCUAGCAUAUAGACACUCUCUAACUCCCUAUCUAUGUUAGUUUGUCCUUCCUUCCUUCCCCCCCCUCUCUCUCUCUCUCUCUCUCUCUCUCAGUGACCUGUCAAAAGAUAUGCUAAGACCGAUAGCAUAUAUAUUUUGUACCCCUUCCUCUCUCUGUCAGUGAUUCCACAAAUUUAUCGUAGGAAGUAAUGCUUUCUGAUAAUAGCAUGGCCCCCACCUCUCUAUCUCUUUGUUAGCUGGUUCUGACCGGAACUAGAGCAGUUCUCAAGAACUGCUAUAAUUAGCCAUAAUUCUUGGAACAGCCUGGUGGUAAGUUUGAAUCUUUUAUCCAAGACAUCUGUUUGCACUAUUAUAUUUUUGGAGUGUUCUGAAAACAAAAAUAUUUAAUUUGACUAACGUCAUUUUUCCGUUUUUUUAAUUUUUUUAUUUACUUACAAUAUACACAGAUGCUUACACGUGUGUUACUUUUUUCCAAAUGAGUGAAAUGUGUGUUAUAAACGAUAUUUUGAGAAAUAGUUUUUCAAAAAGAGACUUCGAUGGAAAACAAUUAAUUAUAAACGGUG